AUGGACGCGAAAGAAAUCUACGAACAAGUUCACAAGCGCUAUGGAUCAGUCACCAAGAGCAGUACUGGCAUAUAUGAGCAGACUGUGGCCAAAGCAUUUGGUUAUACUGAAGAAGAGCUUGCGGGUAUUCCCGAGGGGGCAAACCUUGGCUUGAGCUGCGGCAACCCCACAGCUUUGGCAAAACUAAGAGAGGGCGAGACUGUGAUUGAUCUUGGUUCUGGUGCUGGCUUUGAUGUUCUAACAGCUGCCAAGAAAGUUGGCCCAGAGGGCAAGGCAAUUGGCGUCGACAUGAACAAGAACAUGAUAGGCAAGGCCAAUGCAAACAAAGCAUCCAUGAAAAUCUCAAACGUCGAAUUCGUCGAAGGAAUCAUCACAUCUGUUCCCCUUAGUGGGGCUAUAGCCGACUGUAUCAUGAGUAAUUGCGUUGUCAACCUCGUCCCUGCUUCUGAGAAACAGCUUGUAUUUAACGAGAUGUUCAGGCUCCUCAAGCCAGGUGGACGUGUUGCUGUCAGUGACAUACUUGCACGCAAAGAGUUUACCGAUGAGAUCAGAAACAAUAUUGCUCUAUACGUCGGAUGCAUCUCUGGUGCUAGUCCUGCCAGUGACUAUGAGGACUUUCUCAAAAAUGCGGGAUUCAAAGAUGUUCUUAUCGUCGACACUAAAAGUGACCUGAACGUUUACUUUACUGCUCACGAAAAUGGGAGUUCUUGCUGUGGGAAUGAAGAGGCAGCGUCAACUUGUAGCGUUGCUUCACCCGCAUGUGGCUCUCAGAUUUUUGCGACAGGCUUUGGCAAUGAUCAGGGUAUUCGGAGUGAUCGUCUGGGGAUCGCCGACUUUAAUGAGUGGGCUGGAUCAUUUCAGGUGUAUGCCGUAAAGCCUCAGUGCACAUGA
Molecule: messenger RNA, 891 nt
Organism: Fusarium venenatum
Lineage: Eukaryota; Fungi; Ascomycota; Sordariomycetes; Hypocreales; Nectriaceae
Product: S-adenosyl-L-methionine-dependent methyltransferase
Molecular function (GO): methyltransferase activity
Source: RefSeq, a predicted model, not a curated record